UUUUUUUUUUUUUUUUUUUUUUGCUUUUAUAUUAUUAUUGUUAUAAUAUCGUCUCCUUUUUUUCGCUUCGUUUUGCUAGCUCAAGCGCAAUGGAAUCCUGACCCACGGCCCCUUAGCCGCUAGACUGCCAGUCUGCCAGUCGCAAUGGUCCGCCUCAACCGUAUUUCGUGCACAACAUCCAUUUUGCUAGCCUACCCUUGUUGCGAAUCAUCGCAUCCCUGUUUUACGAUGGCAAAACGCAAGUCCCCACGAUCUGGAAAAGGUGUGUCCGUGUGUGUGCCACCAUAAGGAGUGACAGCCAACCGGCGUAUGGUAUCAUUGGUAGAGGCUGUUACUGUACGUAACGACCGGCGGGAACCUGGGCCUUCAACCCACAAGUCGAUGAAACUAACUGCUGAAUCAGUUUUGAGCUUUGUGGUUCCUGUUCUUGCUCCCUUUUUUUUUUGGCUUUCUUUAAUAAUAUUUUAUGCUUUAUGCUUCUUUUUUCUUUUUUUUUUUUUUCUUUUUUUUCUUUUUUUUUUUUAAACAGUGCAUGGCUCGGCUUCGUUGGGUGGUGGGAACCCUCCUUUUUUGACUUUUGCCCCCGUUCCCUGUCUCGUCUCUGAGUUCGAUGUUGGCUUGGAUCCCCCAAAACGGACGACGUAAAGUUAAACUGUGUACGACUAAAACUGUAUGAAGGUGGUAGUAGGUAUGUAUAAGGUGUGCAGGCAUUGCAGGCACGAGAGGUGUGUUUUCUGCAUGUGGCUAUUAUGUAUCGUGCAAGUAGUCUGCAAAAUACAUACAUGGCAUCAUCAUCAUCAGCAUCAUCAUCAUCACUCUGUGUGUGUGUAGUUAGUCUGUCUGUGUCUGCGCACGUAUCCAAGUACAUGUACAUGUACAUACAAGGCGCAUAUUCUCGUCUGGCAUCUGCUUCAGCUGUUAUCUAUCCAACUCUCCCCUCCCCACCCCCCCCUUUCAGGUUGAGGAGUUACAUGAUACAUGCAAGGAGGAGGGACAUAGGCCCUGCUCUGCCUUGUCUCCCCCCCAACAUGUCUUCUUUUGCAUUUCCUAAAAAGGGUCCCUUGUUUGCUUCUUGUAUCAGAAAAGCCGAAGAAACUUCCAGUUUGCAUGCUUCAAAACGUACCUUCAAGCGCUUCUUUUACAUCUGCAGUGUUGUUUGAAGAUCCAUUUUCGCCUCGUGUCUUAAAAAGACUCAAGCGUGACGAUCUCAGAUCGAAUCUGGCUUGUGGGGUUCUGUCAUCAGCAGCAGGAAAAACAAAGCAAAAAGAAACUUUGAUAACUAACUAACUACCCUUCCUUCGCCCCAGGCCCUAAAUCAGGUUGGUCUAGUUUCGUACACUUGUAUCGGCUUGUUCUGUCCGGCGCACUAUAUAUGAAUCCGCCCACGCCCACCGCCCACUCGUGAGUUGAGACGCUUUUCCCCUCUUGCGCACUCCGCCGAGUGAGUGGGUGCUUUGCUUUACUUCUUCUUGUCCUAGCCACGCCCCAUCCAUCUAUAUAAUAAUUUAUUAUCAUGAUAAUACCCUCCCAUUAUUACUCCCCCUUUAACUAUAGACCUACCUAUCUAUAUCUAUUUCACGUAAUUAUUGUAUUAUUGGGCAGGGAGACUAAUUCGCUCCUGCUUAGAAUUAAUACUUACAUCUUCUUCACCCUUCUCCUCCUGAAACCACAGUGGAGCUACGCUUCUAUUGGCGGGACUAUCAAAGCAAUUGUUUUAUACCCGACCAUACUUGGUCCUUUUGUGCAAUCCUUUGGAACGAUGGCUCCGGCUCAACGACGAGGGCCUUGGGUACCUGAGGAGGAUCAAACAUUACUGCAGCUGGUACGCAGUCAAGGUCCGAAUAACUGGGUGCGCAUCUCACAGCACAUGCAAUAUCGAUCACCCAAGCAAUGCAGAGAACGAUUUCACCAGAAUCUGAAACCUACACUGAAUCAUGAGCCUAUCUCGGUUGAGGAGGGCCUGAUGAUCGAGAGGAUGGUGCACGAGAUGGGAAAGCGAUGGGCGGAAAUUGCACGAAGACUAGGGAACCGAAGCGACAAUGCCGUUAAGAACUGGUGGAAUGGAUCGAUGAACCGGAAAAGGCGGGGAUUAGCAAUUCAAGCCAGAGAGAGCCUUACGCCAUCUUCCCGCACAUUGAACGGUCGAGUCGAACCUCCUUACCCCAAAAGUUCCAUGGCGAUACACGGCCCGUGUGAUCGAAGCCAUUACCAGGAUCCGAACUUUUCCACUCGAACAUCGUCCUGGGUGUCGGUUUCUCAACGUGGGCAGCAGCAACUCCCUCCCAAAUUGCUAUGCCCUGAGGCCGACGGAAGGCAACGAAGGGAGCCAUGUUCGUCGACUGAGUAUGAAUACGGAUCUCCACUGGGAUGGUCGAGGCAGAUGCUUGACCACCGGUCUCCGAUCAGAAACCACCGCCAUCUCAGUCCAAUCGUCACAUAUAUGCCUCCUACGCAUACGGAAUUACCUCUCAUGUGUUCUCCUUCUACCUCCGAAAUGUCAAACUCGACCUCAGCCGGUCCACCCUCAAUGGUUUCUGAUCACAAUUCCAUCUGUUCUGCAUCUCCUCGAACCGCAGCAUCCCCUUCGCUAAAUCCAGUGCCUGUCGAAAUUCACCCAGGACAAGACGAACGGCGUAGAGGCAGUGCCCCGACCUGUCGAUCACCUCCCAACCCGACAGGCCAUGACGAAAAUUACCACAGCUCUAAAAACGCUGAAUAUCACCUGGAACCAGCGGUUCCACGCCGAUGGGCCCCAGAUAUCCCUGCUGCAUACCCUCAGGAACCUUCACGGCCCCCGCAUUGGAAGCACCAACACUCUAAUUCCGCCCCUCAUAACCAGCUUCCUCCGGCUUCAGAACCGCGAGCUCAUGUCCCAUCCCCACCUCGAGACUCGAGAAUGGGGCUUGAGACGCUGUUAAAUUAAUACCCACCUGAUUCAACCUUCCAAAUUUCUUUACAUACUUCAUCUCAUUUUUAAUGAAGCUUUGUAAUUUUUCCUGUUUCGCAAUUUUCCUUUGUUGCUGAAAUUUCCUUUUGGGUUUCCGCUAGUCGGCGGGGUGUAUUUUUGGUCGGCAUUUUGUUGUUUUCAUCAUUCUUUUGGCCAAUACGAUACGAGGGGAAUAUGGAUUUCUUUCUUUUUUCAUAUAUCACCAGCGCAUAAUGCCUACCAUCUAUCUACAUCAUGAUUGCUAUAUUUUCCUAUCUUUUCCUUGCUUGAUAUGCGGCUUCUAGAGAGCCGCCCGCCGAAAGCGUUCUUUUCUUUCGCGUUAUUCUGCACAUAUACGUUUGAAAUUAUUUCAGUACAUAUUUGUUUUUAAUUUCCUUGUGUUACUGGCGGAAAUGGCAUUUGCUCGUGGAUUUGGGACGAGCCCGGUGGAAAAAGUAUAAGGGCUGGCGGGCGGCAUUUGUUUUCUGCUAUUUUCACCCUAUUUUAACCAUCAAUUAUAUUUUCUCUUUACCAGCCCCUUGUUGGGUUUUAAUUUAUAUAUCUAUUUUCAUUUUUCACGCUGCUAUCUUGUAUUACCACCAUUAUAUCCUUGUCACCACUAUUUAAAAUUUAAUAUGUACUGUACCAGCCAGUACAUGCAUUGUGUUUUUUAACUUUCAAUCUCGGGUUGACAGAUUCGAAAGUUCAAAAGAUCUUCUGAACCCUUCCAUGCCACAUGCCGGUAGCUCUAACCGCGGUGUUAUCUAACUCCAGUCAGUUACCUCAUUCUUGAGAACUUACCCUUUCAUUCCCUUGCUUACUCAAAUCUGACUUGUUCUACAAAACUCACUUCUGUCUACAUUGGUUGCCCGCAGCCGCCACGAAACGCCCCAUAACCAUUCUUUCCUCCGAACUUUACCCUCAGAAAGGCGCGGCGGGAUUAAACGGUGUUUGAAUCUUUAGAAUCAAACUACACUAUACCUAAUCGCCCUCCCCUUUGGCACACAGGGCGGCAUUUCAAAACGGCAUUGGAGACGAGCCACCCUCUAACCCUCCCCCUUCCCACCCAACGUGUCUUCUUUGUUCGCUCCUUGUUCCUCGUUUCGCCGUUUCUGCCAUUCCGAAACGAAUAAGCGGCUCUUCGUUUUUGCUGAUCUUCGCAUAUUCCGAAGCAUGGGCUGCAGCUCUAACCUCGGCGGAUUUAAAAUAGUUAACCAACCCACGGAGAAACAACGCCCAGAGCCAAAAAGUAAAAAUAAAAUAUCGGAACUGCAACCUCCAGUUUCUUCCUGUCCACUAAGUUAACUAACAAAGCCGCUAUGGCAUUACUAAUAGUUGUGUGUUAGCUAACCCUGUUGCUUUCUCUCCUUCUCAUUCCCAAGCCCUUUCCAAGGCUCAGCCCAGCUAACUCCUGCACUACAUGUACGCAAAUUGCAUCUCCUCGUAUAUGCGUCUGCUGUGGAAGGCUGUAAGAGGGGAAAGAGAACAAGGCAAUCGAUCCGUUGUCUGAUAAACAAACACUCCAUCAUGAGAGCUCUCGUAUAUGUAAGUCUGUACUGUCUGUGCCUCUGUAUGUAUUGAGCCAUUUACUUUCCGAAGGACUUAGGCCCUCUUUUCCCCGUAACACAAGACGCACAGAGGGGGAGCGUGGAGAACUCUGGCACAUAUUUUAUGCGGUGUAACCGUCGGCAUUUUCCUAUUAAUUCCUUUAUAUAUAUAUAUAUAUGUAUUAUAUAUAUAUAUAUUGUUUUAAAAUGGUUUUUAUUUGUCGUUACUCGUUACGGAGUAAUUAGAAGCAAGAAAUGGGAAAUAAAAGGCAAAAGGAAAACCACUGGAGUUUCCUC
Molecule: messenger RNA, 4770 nt
Organism: Blastomyces gilchristii SLH14081
Lineage: Eukaryota; Fungi; Ascomycota; Eurotiomycetes; Onygenales; Ajellomycetaceae
Product: MYB family conidiophore development protein FlbD
Exons: 1
Coding region: 1514-2923 (469 amino acids)
Biological process (GO): mitotic cell cycle; positive regulation of transcription by RNA polymerase II
Cellular component (GO): nucleus
Molecular function (GO): DNA-binding transcription factor activity, RNA polymerase II-specific; RNA polymerase II cis-regulatory region sequence-specific DNA binding
Source: RefSeq, a predicted model, not a curated record